GACGCACCCCGCCGCCGCGGUUGUAAAUGGUCAGAGACCCGUAUGUUCUCGUAGCUUUGUGUCCGGUAGCAACAUGUCGGUGAGGAGAGAGCCCAGUGGAGGAACUGCAGUGAGCGAGAACGGCACGCCGGAGACAUAAACAGCACGCUAAGCAGCCAGGUCGAAGGGUGACAGUCCGGAGAAUCAGCCGCGGCCACUUUAUUUUCACAGCGGUGGGGCCUGUUGGAGGCUAAUGGACGGUUGAGCACGGACAGCCGGUGAUCAGAGGACUCGCAGGCAGGUGGUCGGGCUGGUUGGAGAGAGAAAGAAGGGAACAGCGUGUUCGGCCUCUAAUCAGGACAGAGAUUCUCCUUGCUGGGGGAUGUUAUCUGUAUUGUCUUAUGGCAGACUGGUAGCCAGGGCUGUCCUGGGCGGACUCUCUCAGACAGACGGUCGGGACUACAGCCUGAUCACCGCCAGUUAUGGCUUUGGUAAAGACUUUCGUAAAGGGAUCCUGAAGAAAGGGAUGUGCUACGGUGAUGACGCCUGCUUCAUAGCGCGACACAGGACCGCCGAUGUUUUGGGUGUCGCAGAUGGUGUAGGCGGUUGGCGUGAUUACGGUGUUGACCCUUCUCAAUUCUCUGCCACCUUGAUGAAAACGUGUGAGCGAUUGGUGAAGGAGGGACGCUUCACUCCCUCUAAUCCAGUGGGGAUCCUCACCUCUGGCUAUUAUGAGCUGCUACAGAACAAGGUUCCACUGCUAGGAAGCAGUACAGCCUGCAUUGUUGUUCUGGAUCGACGGAGUCACCAGCUUCACACGUGUAACCUUGGAGACUCGGGCUUCCUUGUGGUGCGUGGAGGAGAGGUGGUCCAUCGUUCAGAUGAGCAGCAGCACUAUUUUAACACGCCUUUCCAACUGUCCAUUGCUCCCCCGGGAGCAGAGGGAGUUGUGCUCAGUGACAGUCCUGAAGCAGCCGACAGCUCGUCUUUCGACGUGCAGCUCGGUGACAUCAUCUUGACAGCCACAGACGGCCUCUUUGACAACAUGCCAGACUACAUGAUUCUUCAGGAGUUAAAAAAACUCAAGACUUCAAACUACGACAGCGUACUACAGACUGCACAAAGUAUCGCUAAGCAAGCUCACGACCUUGCUUACGAUCCAAAUUAUAUGUCUCCUUUUGCACAGUUUGCCUGUGACAAUGGUCUGAAUGUAAGAGGAGGAAAACCAGAUGAUAUAACGGUGCUGUUGUCUAUAGUGGCUGAGUAUACAGACUGAACAUGUGCUACUCUGGGAUUGAUCCUUCUUUGCCGCCUGCCUGAGUCUUCCACCUGCAGCCUUCCCAACAUGCCCUGCAGGCUGACGGGGGGAGGCCCACCCACACGACUCACACUCCUUACAGCGUAGCCGAACUCCACGUUUGCUUCUUUUUCCUUUCUUCCGCUGUUUUAAUUUGGUGCUUGAGUGGCGUACGGGCAGCAGGCAGCUAGGGUAUAUUCAUGUUGAUCAUGAUGCAGCAAGAGCUGAGAUCACUCCCCGUGUCUCACACACUCCCCCGUGUGUGAGACACGGGUUUGUCAUCCCCAACAGUUUGUCUGAUGACAAACUGUUGGGGAUUGAAGCAGAACAGACAGGGGUUUGUUUUUCUUAACAGCAGCCCUUAUGUUUCAAAAAAUGUGACAUUAUUAAGGAGUAAGCCAUGUAUUCGGAUGUAUUGUGAGAGUAUCGAUGGAGAAGGUCAUUGAACCUCCCUGUCGAUCUUUUAUUACAUUGUUAUUUGCUCCCAUGUUCUGUUAAAGUAAGCACAUAUAUUAUUUUGAGGAUGCUUAUGUGGGAAAUAAGUGCUGUUGAGGAGUACGAUUUGGGAGUUGCUGUUUGAUGCCUCUGGUUUGGGAAUGUCUGAGAAACUUGUAAAGCGAAAGUGUAACGCUUGUUAAAAUGUUGCGGUAAGGUUAAUCCGGUGUUGUCACUUAGCCGAGGGAGCUGCUGAUGCGCACAUCCUGGUGGGUUGUACAUAUUUUGGUUUUUUCUAGGAUUAUAUUUUUGUUGUCAUUUGAAUGAUAAACUUUGUGGUAACUCAUGUGGGAUAUAAAGUCAUCCAUGAACACAUUUCUUUGCCUGGAUGAUAAUCUUGUAUUUAAUUUAAUUACUUCCACACUUGCUGAAAUGAACAAAAUAUUUGCAAGGAUUAUCAGUGCGGCAAGCAGUUUAUGUAUUUCAUCUAAUAUGCUUGAGAGCAAUCUUAAUUUGCUCACACUGGAUUAAUUUACAGCAGUAGUUCAGGAAAACGUAAAACUAUUAACUAUUUUUGCCAACUGGUGGCAAAAUCUGUCGUACUGUUAAGACCGGAAACUUUAAAAAACAGUCAAAUGCUGAACAAGUAACACAAAAUAAAUAAAUAGUAGGCCUAUUGCUGCACAUCAAGGAUAUUUUGAUAUACAUAAAUGGCUUGCCGACUCUUUUCAUCCACUGAGUGGUUGGACUGAUGUUAAAAUAUGAGUGUGGUAUGUGUGAGAAGUCUUGAAUGUUGAUAUUUAUCUCAUAGCAGCUGGGAAUGCUGCAGUUGCAAUGAUGGGUCAGGAGUAAAUUGAAAGAAAAAAUAUUUUUUUUAGCAUUAUUUUGUCUGAAAAAUAUUUAAAACAUACAAAUACAUGUUUUAACAUGUUUGCUGUUUUUUUUUUGUUUUGGUCUAAUUUUAUCAUUUGUCUUAAAUACAUUUUUAGCUCAUAUCUACAUUUACAUACAUGCAAUUGGCUUCAUCAUUCAGUCAAAUCACUGAGGGUCAGAUGAGAAGCCGCAAUGUUACUCAAAAGCAGUAAAGCCCUCAAUACGUUUCUUAUAAUAGGACAGAAUAUUUUUCUCUUUUCUCACUCCGCAGUCUUCACAUUAAGGCAAAACAGGGCAUAUUCAUGGGAAUAAAUGCAUACACUGGACUUAUAAAAACAAAACACAGAUUGCACUCUCCAUUCAAGUUUCUACUUUAGUCUAAGACCUCAAUCAAACUCCUCAACAAAAUCUUUAGUGGUCAGUUUUAAAGCAUGUGCACCAAAGACCCACUUUCUUUAUGUAUGUUAUCAUGCUUUGUUCAUACAGCAAUACUGUAAGUUAUCCGUGCGCAGCGAGCAGCGGCGUUGGUAGUGACGUUUAGUGUGUUACCGUUGUCUCAUAUUCGUUGCAGGCUUAGCGUGUUUGAAGUGUCUGGAUAGCUGUAAGCACAACACAAGCAACCAAAAAAGGAAAGCCAUAUUGCCCGAUGAGACACACUGUAAGAACUGGGGGUCAUAAUAUUGGUACUCUGCCGGUACAGUUACAGCUGAUUCUUUUGUGUGCUAUGCAUUAAACAUUAAUCAGAUUGUGUUAUUUAAGGGAGCAGUAGAACAAUUAAAAAUGUUUAUGUCAUGCAUGAUCAAAUUUCAUCGUCUGGAUCUAACCGAUCCUCUUUUGUCGAGACAAGACGGGUUAUCUGAAUAUCACUUUCCUGCUGUCUGCCCAGUUCUUUUGUAUUUCUUCUGCUGCCAGCACCAUUUUACUCUUUUCACAUAAAGAAGGGUGAGCACAGUUUCAGCCUUAAAUGCCAGACCUGUAAAUCAAGAGGCCUUUCCUGUCAUUGCGAGCUUGUCUUGUGUCUGCUGGCGUCUUUUUUGCACCAGUGUUUGAUGUAAAUGAAGUGUCCCCGCCCUCCCUUUCUGCCUCUUGUCUUUAUCUCACGUUAAACCGUUCUCAAGGUGCUUCUGCAGUCUGAUGGUAUGAUUGUCUUCUUUCUAGCCUGAGUGUGACCGAUAUGCCUAGAGGUCUACAGUGUAAUAUUGCAGGUCUAAUUUAUGUAAAUACUGGUAUGUUUUAAAAUAUGUACAAUAUUUAAAUAAAGAAUCUAGUAUUUAUACUAAAA
This is a messenger RNA of Xiphophorus hellerii (green swordtail), 3866 nucleotides long. RefSeq names its product protein phosphatase PTC7 homolog. The record is from RefSeq and is a predicted model, not a curated record. Lineage: Eukaryota; Metazoa; Chordata; Actinopteri; Cyprinodontiformes; Poeciliidae. The coding region runs from base 362 to 1255 and encodes 297 amino acids. Gene Ontology annotation, biological process: protein dephosphorylation. The transcript is spliced from 6 exons. Gene Ontology annotation, molecular function: protein serine/threonine phosphatase activity. Gene Ontology annotation, cellular component: mitochondrion.